UUGUCACUAGCUGUUUAUUUAACAAUUAUAAAUUUAAUUAAUGAUAUGAUCAGAACGUAAGCAGUAUUUUUUCGAAUUAAUCUUAGAUAGUAAUAGGUAAAUAUUUGUUAUUGCUUUCAAUCUGAUUGAUUGCUCUAUAAUUGCGUUCCAAAGCGCAAAAUUUGAAUUUGACGCGCAAAAAAACUGUCAAAAAAUGAGGUUAUGUUUACAUGUUUUUUGAAUAGCUCAGUUUCAUUUAAUAAUAAUGCCCAAAAUAAAGCUUGACCACGUUGUUAGCUUCAGCAGCGAAGAUUCUGUACACGUCGCAAAUAACGUUUUAAACAGCGAUCCCGCUAAAAAGUGGAAAUGUAAAGAUACCGGCGAAAGAUCGGCCACAAUUGUCCUCCAAUUCGAAAAAGCCUCCGUAAUAUCAGCAGUUGACAUAGGAAAUGAAAAUUCUGCAUAUAUUGAAGUACUAGCUUCAAGAUCAGGGACCACAGAUGAUUUCAAAGUUUUAUUAGUAAUGUCUUCUUUCAUGACCCCUUUAGAGGCGCGCCAAGGGUCUAAUCCCAAUAAAGUGCGAAUGUUUACACAAGAUCAUUUGUCUAAACCAGAGUGUGAACAAAAGUGGGACAGAGUCAAAAUAGUUUGCACUCAACCUUUCAACAGACAUGUUCAAUAUGGAUUGUCUUUUAUCACUUUUCAUACUCCUGGAGACAAGGCAAAUGGGACUCCAGUUCAGACAACCAUAGGAAAAUUCGCACUAAGGCCUGACUCGCCCGAUAAUUUAACAUCAGGAAGUUUAUUUGCUAGAAGACAGGAAUUUCAAAAAGAGCCCCUUUCUGCAGCAGCGGCAAUUAGAGAAGCUUCCUCAUCACCAAUAACAAAACCAAAGUUAAAGAUAAACAACACAUCACAAAGUAAUAACAAUACAGAUAAUAAACCUGUACCUAGAAAUAGAAACGAAAUUCUCUACAGUAAGGAUGAGGAAGAACCACAUGAAAAAAUUGAUAAAAUCAUUGAAAAGAAACAAAAUGAAAAGAAAGUGAAAGAAGAGACAACAACUAAAAAAAAUUUCUCUCCUAGACCCAGAGUUUCAGGAGAGACAAGCAAAAGAAAACACGAAUCUGCCAAAAAAGAGAGUCCUAAGAAAAAAAUUAAAAUAGAAAAACAGAGAAAACCCUUUGCAGAAUUAUUGAGAGGUAUUACAUUGGUUAUUAGUGGGAUCCAAAAUCCUGACAGAGGAAAUUUAAGAGCGAUGGCGUUGGAAAUGGGGGCAAAAUAUAAACCCGACUGGGACAACUCUUGCACACAUUUAAUAUGUGCCUUCACAAAUACCCCCAAAUUCAAUCAAGUUAAAGGCAAGGGUAAAAUCGUUAAAAGAAAUUGGAUUGAAGAAUGUCACUCUCAAAGAAAGCGUCUGCCUUGGCGGCGAUUUUGUUUGGAUAAAAAUGAUGCAAAACAACCAGAAAGUGAGGACGAAAUAUGGGAGGAAGUCGAACAAAAAAUCGAGGAUGAUAGUACUGAUGAUGAGGGGUUUGAUGACACAAAAAUGCAAAAAAGAAUAAAAGAAAUUCAAGCAAAACAAAAAGAAAAAUCUCGGGAGAAGGAGAAUAAUUUAUUUUCGCAAGAUACAGAUGAAGAAAAAAUCGAGUCAAAGCAGGACGAUGAGAUGAUAAAGAAAUUACCUGGGUUUUUAGACUUUAAGACAUUUUUCAUUGAUGAAUGUCUUGAUAAAGAUGUUGUAAAGACUUUAGAAAGAUAUAUAAUAGCGUACAAUGGAAUUGUUGCUGAAAACCCAUCAGAGGACGUUGAUUAUUUUAUAACAUCUGAAAAUAACGCUAAAAAUUUAAAAUCCUAUAAUUCCAGAGCUAUAUGUUUGAGACCCGACUGGUUAUGGGACUGUCAUAAUAACCAAAAAUUAGUUUCCACCGUUGAUUAUGUAUUAUAAUGAGGUAAGCAGCCUAUUUAUUUUUCUAAAUAAAUGAAGAAAAUUUAAUACUCUAAGUAAAACGCUAGACCCGCCUGAAUCCAUUUAUCCUUGUCUCUGCCAUCGCAUAAAACUUGCAACG
This is a messenger RNA of Tribolium madens (black flour beetle), 2051 nucleotides long. RefSeq names its product DNA repair protein XRCC1 (gene XRCC1). The record is from RefSeq and is a predicted model, not a curated record. Gene Ontology annotation, molecular function: damaged DNA binding. Gene Ontology annotation, cellular component: nucleus. The transcript is spliced from 5 exons. Lineage: Eukaryota; Metazoa; Arthropoda; Insecta; Coleoptera; Tenebrionidae. Gene Ontology annotation, biological process: base-excision repair; single strand break repair; double-strand break repair via nonhomologous end joining. The coding region runs from base 245 to 1930 and encodes 561 amino acids.